GAACAUUUAUGGUGUUUGUUAGAUUGUGUGUGGUAGGAAAUGGAUGCUCCUGAACAAAAGCAGGUACGAGUUUCUAUGGCGAGGCCUGGCUGUGGAUCAAAAGGACAAAAAAUUCGACUAUUAACCAAUCACUUCAAUGUCAAGAUUGCCAAUACUGAAGGCUUCUUCUUCCAUUACUCUGUAUGUUUCAUCUAAAUAAUUUCUUAACAUAUAGUGACCAUGUUGUAUAAUAAUGUUGUUGCGAAAAUUGCAACAUUUGAAACUUUUCAUGUAUUAUGUUAUCUCUACUCUAUCCUCCAGGUUGCCCUCUACUAUGAAGAUGGAAAACCAGUCGAAAUGAAGGGUGUAGGAAGAAAAGUAAUGGACAAGAUCAAAGAAACAUAUAGCUCUGAGAUGGGUGGCAAGGAAUUCGCCUAUGAUGGUGAGAAGACCUUGUUUACUGUCGGUUCCCUCCCAAGAAAAAAGUUGGAGUUUACUGUACUGCUCGACAAGGUCUCAUCUGAAAGGACGGAUGGUAAGAGCAGCCCGGGAGGCAAUGGAAGUCCUAAUGAGAGUGAUAAAAAGAGAAGAAAGCGCGUGUCUCAAAGCAAGACUUUUAAGGUGGAGAUCAGUUAUGCAACCAGAAUUCCAAUCAAGGCAAUAAGUGAUGCUCUCCGUGGUAUAGAAUCUGAGGACUUCCUUGAUGCUGUCCGGGUCCUGGACAUAGUACUGAGGCAACAUGCUGCAAAUCAGGGGUGCCUAUUGGUGAGACAAUCAUUCUUUCGUGAUGAUAGGAACUCUGAUGUCCUUGGAGGGGGUGUCCUUGGUUGCAGGGGACAUCAUUCAAGUUUUCGAGCCACUCAAAGUGGACUGUCUUUGAACAUGGAUGGGACGCUUACUACAAUUGUUCAGCCUGGACCACUGAUAGAUUUUCUCCUAGCCAACCAGAAUGUACAAGAUCCAUACCAGCUUGAUUGGGUGAAGGCUAAGCGCACUCUGAAAAAUCUGAGGAUAAGAGUAGAACCUGCCAAUAUUGAGUGGAAAAUCUGUGGAUUGAGUGAAGAAAUUUGCAAAAGACAGAAGUUCACACUAAGGAGGAGAUCAGCUGAAAGAGGAGGAGAAAAUUUUGAGGAAAUUGAACUGACAGUUUAUGAAUAUUUUGCACAACAACGAAACAUAAAGCUUCGGUACUCAGGAGACUUUCCUUGUGUUAAUGUGGGUAAACCAAAAAGGCCGACUUACAUACCAGUCGAGCUAUGUUCAUUGCUUCCGCUACAAAGGUACACUAAAGCACUUACUGUCCAGCAGCGAUCUUCAUUGGUAGAAAAAUCAAGGCAGAAGCCACAAGAUAAAAUAAGGACUCUCACAGAUGCAAUGAGGAGGAGUAAUUAUGCUGCUGAGCCACUCCUACGUACCUGUGGCAUCACAAUCAACAACGAGUUUAUGCAAGUUGAAGGCCGUGUUUUGGCAGCUCCCAAGCUGAAAUUUGGUGAUGGGGAAGAUUUUCCAAGAAAUGGACGUUGGAAUGUAAACCGCAAGAGAUUUUCAGAUCCCGUUAAAAUAAAAAACUGGGUGGUGGUGAACUUCUCUGCACGCUGUGACAUACGCAACCUUUGCAGAGACCUAGUGAAGUUUGGGAGAAUGAAGGACAUUGAGUUCACUGAUUCCCCAAUGUGUACUUUUGAGGAAGAUCCACAGUAUAGACGAGCACCCCCUCCUGUUCGAGUGGACAAAAUGGCUAGUCAAGUGAAGUCACGACUACCUGGUCCUUCUACUAUUAUUCUGUGUGUCUUUGCUGACAGGAAAAAUUCUGAAAUAUAUGGCCCUUGGAAAAAGAAAGCCCUUGUUGAACUUGGAGUUGUUAGUCAAUGCUUGGCACCUCAACGAGUGAAUGAGCAGUACCUCACCAAUCUUCUGCUUAAGAUUAAUGCCAAACUUGGCGGAUUGAAUCAUCGGCUUGCAGUUGAACGCAACAUUCCUGUGCUCAUUGAUAAGCCUAUGAUAAUCCUCGGAAUGGAUGUUUCUCAUGGCUCUCCUGGACAGUCUGGAGUUCCAUCUAUUGCUGCUGUUGUGAGUUCUAGACCCACAUCAAUAUAUAAGUACAGAGCAUCUGUCCGUUCUCAGUCCCCAAAGGUUGAAAUGAUCGAUUCAUUGUACAAGCCUUUGCCUGGAGGAAAAGACGGAGGCAUUAUCAGAGAACUUCUGGAGGAAUACUACUCGAGUUCAGACCGCCCAGUUAAGCCAUCACAAGUCAUAAUAUUUAGGGAUGGAGUGAGUGAAUCACAGUUUAAGCAGGUCCUCAACAUAGAGUUUGAACAGAUUCUUCAGGCAUGCAAAGCUCUUGAUGAAAGUUGGUCUCCUAAGUUCACCAUUAUCAUUGCUCAGAAAAAUCAUCAUACCAAAUUUUUCGAGCAAGGAAGUCCUAACAAUGUACCACCUGGUACCGUGGUUGACAGCAAAGUCUGCCAUCCUCUUUACUAUGAUUUCUACAUGUGUGCACAGGCAGGGAUGAUUGGAACGAGCAGGCCAACUCACUAUCAUGUUCUGCUGGAUGAGAUUGGCUUUUCAGCAGAUCAGCUGCAAGAGUUGAUUCACUCUCUAUCCUACGUGUACCAGAGGAGCACUACUGCUAUAUCUAUUGCUGCACCUAUUCGAUAUGCUCAUCUGGAAGCCACCCAAGUAUCCCAGUUCCUGAAGUAUGAAGACCUGUCAGAAACAUCAUCGGGUCAUGGAAGCAUGACUUCUGUUGGAAAUCCUUCUGUGCCUGAAAUUCCCAAGCUGCAUGACAGAGUGUGCACCUCCAUGUUCUUCUGUUAAUUACACCUUUUAAAACAAUGAUCUGAAACAUUAGCCCCUCAGUUUACCAUGAAGUAUGUAGGAUAUUAGGAAUUUAGGAUAAUCAAAUAACCAAUGCACAACUAUCUCUAUGCUUUUUGCGAAAUUAUGCAUAUGGAUUUGGCUGGUAACACAGGUCUAUAGGUCGUCGUUGAUCAGAACUUUUGGACUAAAUUAUCAGUUGACUAUGUUCAUGCAGUUUGUAAUCUUUUGACUAUCAAAAGACUUGAUUGUAAUUGAUGCUUUUAGUCUGCUAGACUUUUUACAAUGCUUCUUCAUACAAUAGAUUCAACAUGACUAUCUGUUGACUGUUGCUUAGAACAAAGUCAUACAUAAUGAAGGUUAAGUAGUCUUGGUCCCGGCUAUAGUAAAGUGCUUAAACAGCAGAAGAUAACAGCAUAGGUAACCUGCAUAUUUGCAAAAUGAUCGCUAUGAUGCCCUAAUCUUUGGACUGGAGGCAUUUGUUGUAGCUAGCUCAUUGCUGUACUAUAAUGUGCAAUGUUUUGUUUCGCUUUAGAUAACCCCAAGUUUGCUUGCGACUUUCCUGUUUAUUACAUGUGAGCAAAAUCAUUUGCCAAAUA
Molecule: messenger RNA, 3395 nt
Organism: Chenopodium quinoa (quinoa)
Lineage: Eukaryota; Viridiplantae; Streptophyta; Magnoliopsida; Caryophyllales; Amaranthaceae
Product: protein argonaute 4-like
Exons: 21
Biological process (GO): regulatory ncRNA-mediated post-transcriptional gene silencing
Cellular component (GO): cytoplasm
Molecular function (GO): protein binding; RNA binding
Source: RefSeq, a predicted model, not a curated record